Varanus komodoensis (Komodo dragon) is the source of this 1761-nucleotide messenger RNA. It is a transcript of the gene SYN2, whose product is annotated as synapsin II. The coding region runs from base 1 to 1749 and encodes 582 amino acids. The record is from RefSeq and is a predicted model, not a curated record. Gene Ontology annotation, molecular function: ATP binding. Gene Ontology annotation, biological process: neurotransmitter secretion. Gene Ontology annotation, cellular component: synaptic vesicle; synaptic vesicle membrane. NCBI's taxonomy places the organism in Eukaryota, Metazoa, Chordata, Lepidosauria, Squamata, Varanidae. The transcript is spliced from 13 exons.
AUGAUGAACUUUCUGCGGCGCAGGCUUUCGGACAGCAGCUUCAUCGCUAACCUGCCCAAUGGCUACAUGACCGACCUGCAGCGGCCAGAGCCCCAACAGCCGCCGCCGCCGCCACCCUCGUCUUCCUCGGCGGCUCCGUCCUCGGCUUCCCCGGCCUCGGAGCGCAGGCAGACGCAGCCAGCGGCGCCUCCACCGUCCCAGCCCUCGCCGCCACAGCAGCAGCAGUCAGUGGGCAGCAGCUUCUUCAGCUCCCUCUCCAACGCUGUGAAGCAGACGGCGGCCUCGGCGGGCUUGGUAGACGCCGGCUCGUCCUCCUCAGCUGCAGCCAAAAAGUUCAAGCUGCUCCUGGUCAUCGAUGAGCCUCACACGGACUGGACCAAAUGUUUUCGUGGGAAAAAGAUCCUUGGGGAAUAUGACAUCAGAGUUGAACAGGCACAAUUUUCAGAAGUCAAUUUGAUAGCUCAUGCUGAUGGCAAUUAUGCUGUAGACAUACAAGCAUUCCGAAAUGGCGUUAAAGUUGUCAGAUCAUUCAGGCCUGACUUUGUUCUUGUUCGACAACACUCAUUUGGCAUGGCAGAGAAUGAAGACUUCCGUAACCUAAUUAUUGGAAUGCAUUAUGCUGGCAUCCCAAGUGUUAACUCUCUAGAAUCAAUCUACAACUUCUGUGACAAGCCCUGGGUGUUUGCCCAAUUAGUGUCCAUCUACAGAACCUUGGGACCAGAGAAAUUUCCUCUAAUUGAACAAACCUUUUACCCAAAUCACAAGGAAAUGCUGACAUUGCCAACAUUUCCUGUUGUGGUGAAGAUUGGACACGCUCAUUCGGGCAUGGGAAAGGUCAAAGUAGACAACCAUUAUGAUUUUCAGGAUAUAGCCAGUGUGGUCGCACUCACUCAGACCUACGCCACCACUGAACCCUACAUAGACUCUAAAUAUGACAUCAGGAUCCAGAAAAUAGGCAACAACUACAAAGCAUACAUGAGGACUUCUAUAUCUGGAAACUGGAAGACAAACACAGGAUCUGCAAUGUUGGAACAAAUUGCCAUGUCAGAUAGGUACAAGCUUUGGAUUGACAGCUGUUCUGAGAUGUUUGGAGGUUUGGACAUAUGUGCAGUCAAAGCCGUUCAUGGCAAAGAUGGGAAGGAUUAUAUUUUUGAGGUUAUGGAUUCUGCAAUGCCUUUAAUUGGUGAACAUCAAGCUGAAGACAAGCAACUUAUAACUGAACUUGUUGUAAGCAGAAUGAACCAGAUACUAUCUAAAACACCUAUACCAUCCCCUCAGAAACCAACAGCCACUCAACAGCCCCAGAGUGGAUCACUGAAGGAGUCAGAACCAAGCAAAGUCCCACCUCAGCGACCACCUCCUCAAGGGGGCCCUGUGCAACCCCAAGGAAUGCAAACACAAGGCGAGGAGCCGUUGCAACCUCAGCGCGGGUUCCUCCCGGGGCAGUCAGCCAAGCCCGCACGUUCCCUGCCUCCACGUCCACCUGGCCCUGCAGCUCUGCAGCCACGACCUCGGGCCCCCGGUCCUUCCCGUGCUGGGCCAGCAGCAGGUGACCCGGAGAGGGGGCCCUCGCCAGCUCCACCACCGAAGCCUCAGUCGCACCCCCAGCUGAACAAAUCACAAUCUCUGACGAACGCCUUCAACUUCACAGAGUCAUCCUUCUUUCGAUCUUCUGUGAAUGAAGAUGAAGCAAAAGCUGAAACCAUCCGAAACUUGAGAAAAUCCUUUGCCAGCCUCUUUUCAGAUUAGCCAUGUAGAGUU